CGGAGGAAGGCUACUAGAACGCACGCGCUAGUUUGAGGCCGUGGUCUCGUGGACAAGUUGAAGAUGGCUGCGGCUCAGGCGGUGGACGAGAUGCGAAAUCGCGUGGUUCUAGGGGAGUUUGGAGUCCGCAAUGUUCAUACCACUGACUUUCCUGGUAACUAUUCCGGUUAUGAUGAUGCUUGGGACCAGGACCGCUUCGAGAAGAAUUUUCGUGUGGAUGUAGUACACAUGGAUGAAAACUCAUUAGAGUUUGACAUGGUGGGAAUCGAUGCAGCCAUUGCCAAUGCUUUCCGGAGGAUUCUAUUAGCUGAGGUGCCAACUAUGGCUGUGGAGAAGGUCCUGGUGUAUAACAACACAUCCAUCGUCCAGGAUGAGAUCCUUGCUCAUCGCCUGGGGCUCAUUCCCAUUCACGCUGAUCCCCGUCUGUUUGAAUAUCGGAACCAAGGAGAUGAGGAAGGCACGGAGAUAGAUACUCUGCAGUUUCGUCUGCAAGUCAGGUGUACUCGGAACCCCCACGCUGCUAAAGAUUCCUCUGACCCCAACGAACUUUAUGUGAACCACAAAGUGUACACCAGGCACAUGACAUGGGUCCCCCUGGGGAACCAGGCUGACCUCUUUCCAGAGGGCACUAUCCGACCAGUGCACGAUGAUAUCCUCAUUGCUCAGCUGCGGCCUGGCCAGGAGAUUGACCUGCUCAUGCACUGUGUCAAGGGCAUUGGCAAAGAUCAUGCUAAGUUUUCACCAGUGGCAACAGCCAGUUACAGGCUCCUGCCAGACAUCACCCUGCUUAAGCCUGUGGAAGGGGAAGCAGCUGAGGAGUUAAGCCGGUGCUUCUCACCUGGUGUUAUUGAGGUGCAAGAAAUCCAAGGUAAAAAGGUGGCCAGAAUUGCCAAUCCCCGGCUAGAUACCUUCAGCAGGGAAAUUUUCCGGAAUGAGAAGCUAAAGAAGGUUGUACAGCUCGCCCGGGUUCGGGAUCAUUAUAUCUUCUCUGUUGAGUCAACGGGCGUGUUGCCACCGGACGUGCUGGUAAGCGAAGCCAUCAAAAUACUUAUGGGGAAGUGCCGACGGUUCUUGGAUGAACUAGAAGCAGUUCAGAUGGACUGAGGUUUGCCCUGAAGUUAUCUGAUGGCUGGGCUUGGAUGCUCCCCUGAGGCAUGCUGAAGCUUUGGGUUCUGGUCUGCCCUACAGGACUGCUAUAGAGAGCCCAGUGUGACUAAGGGUCCUGAGUUUCCUAGGACAAUUCGAAUUUUAUUUUGAAUCAAUACAUUUUGUUAAAUGUGCCCAAAAAUGACUCUUACAUCUUUGUAAGGCCUUUGA
Molecule: messenger RNA, 1317 nt
Organism: Propithecus coquereli (Coquerel's sifaka)
Lineage: Eukaryota; Metazoa; Chordata; Mammalia; Primates; Indriidae
Gene: POLR1C
Product: polymerase (RNA) I polypeptide C, 30kDa
Exons: 9
Coding region: 64-1104 (346 amino acids)
Biological process (GO): DNA-templated transcription
Cellular component (GO): RNA polymerase I complex; RNA polymerase III complex
Molecular function (GO): protein dimerization activity; DNA binding
Source: RefSeq, a predicted model, not a curated record